Molecule: messenger RNA, 2289 nt
Organism: Vespula pensylvanica (western yellowjacket)
Lineage: Eukaryota; Metazoa; Arthropoda; Insecta; Hymenoptera; Vespidae
Product: glutathione synthetase-like
Exons: 3
Coding region: 355-1839 (494 amino acids)
Biological process (GO): glutathione biosynthetic process
Cellular component (GO): cytosol
Molecular function (GO): glutathione synthase activity; ATP binding; glutathione binding
Source: RefSeq, a predicted model, not a curated record
CGUUAUCUGGUUGUUUAUUAUUGUGAUUGUUAUUCAUUUUAUUUAUGUUAAUUCCAUGAUAAUUUAACAUUGGUUUAUGCACAUAAUUUAAAAAUUAAAUAAUUUUUACAAAAACUUAUGUUCUGGAUUUAUUAUUAUAAAAUUAAAAGUGUGCCCGCGCGUGUUUUUGGAUAUGUGUGUUUCGAAUUAUAAAAUAAGAUACAAAAAGAGAAAUUAAAAUAUAUUCUUAAUAUAAAAAAAAGUGGAAAUAUAAAAGUGAAAGUGACUUGUAAUACAUUAUUUGUACAAUAAUAACUAUUACUAUCGUUCUGUAACAGUUUGGUGAAAGAUUGAAGUGUUCAGUCUAUUUUAAAAAUGGGUAAUAAUGAAAUAUCAUGCAUAGAUACUCCUUUUUUGUUACCUUCUGCAAAAAAGGAACAGCAUGAUUUGAUAGAGAAGGCAAUUGAUUGGGCACUUAUGCAUGGAAUGUGUAUGAGACCAAAAACAAAUUUUAACAAAAAUAUGUUACAGUUUGCACCAUUUAUUCUCUUACCAUCACCAUUUCCUAGAAAAGAAUUUGAAAAAGCUUGUAGUAUACAAACUAUAUUAAAUAUCCUUAUACAUAAAGUAGCUUACGAUUAUAAUUUUCUAAAAGAAACUUUACAAGAAACAAUAAAAGUUGAUAAUUUUACUAAAAAGCUUUUUGAUAUAUAUGAAACUGUUUAUAACGAAGGAUUUAUGCAGAAAAUUUCUUUGGGUUUACUUCGAUCAGAUUUAAUGUUAGAUACUAGUUGUGCAAAAGGAAAUGAAUAUAGAAAACAUAUACCUUAUUGUUGUUGGAAGCAAGUUGAGAUAAAUACAAUUGCUUCUGGAUUUGGAUGGUUGGGACCAGCAUCCACACAGUUACAUAGAUUUGUAUUGCAAGAACUUGGAUAUAAGGACCAGUUAAGUAAUCUUCCUGAAAAUAAUACAUUAGAAGAGUUAUGUACAGCUAUGAUUGAAGCAUGGAAAUUAUAUGGGAAUUCACAAGCUAUUAUUUUAUUUAUAGUAGAAGAUGUUUCUUAUAAUAUUUGUGAUCAACGUUUUCAUGAAUUUGAAAUAAGAAAGCAAAACCCUGAUAUAAAAGUAAUUCGCCGUACUUUGACUGAUAUGAUUACUCUUUCUAAAUUGGGGUUUAAUAAGGAAUUAAUAGUAGAAGAUUAUAUUGUAUCGGUAGUUUACUAUAGAUGUGGUUAUGAACCUGGGCAAUAUCAUACAGAAAAAGAAUGGGAUGUUAGAUUAUUAAUAGAAAGAUCUGUAGCAAUUAAAUGUCCAUCUAUACAAUAUCAUUUAGCAGGAACUAAAAAAGUUCAACAAGCUCUUGCAAAACCUGGAAUUGUUGCAAAAUUUUUGGAAGAUAAAAAAGAUAUAACGAACAUUAAAGAAAUAUUCACUGAUCUGUAUACUCUUGAUUUUGAUGAACAUGGAGAUAUAGCUAUAGAAAUGGGUAUUCAAAAUCCUGAACAAUUCGUAUUAAAACCACAAAGAGAAGGUGGAUGUAACAACGUGUAUGGAACAGAUAUAAAAAAGUUCUUGUUAUAUAUUAAAGAUAAACAAGAACGUGCAGCUUGGAUUCUUAUGGAUAAAAUUAUUCCACCAAUUCAUUUAAAUUAUAUGAUUAGACCAGAAAGCCAUAAUUAUUUAGGGCCAAAAGAAUUAGUUUCAGAACUGGGAAUUUUUGGUGUUAUUAUUGCUGAUGAUAAAAAUAUAUAUGUUAAUAAAAAGGCUGGUCAUAUGUUAAGAACAAAGUUAGCUACUGCCAAUGAAGGUGGAGUAGCAACUGGUUUAGGUGCAUGUGACAGUCCUUUGUUAAUAGAUUAGUAUACUUUUGACUAGUAUUAUUAUUAUUUUGAUUAGUAUUAUUUUCUACAAAUAAUAGAAAAUAAGUAAUGAUUAACUAGCAAAGUAAUGUUAAUUAACAUAUAAUUGUUUUACAAAUUGUCUACAUUAUUAAAAAGAUUUAUUACAAAUAAUAUUAAGUCCGUUUUUGAAGUACGAAACAAUAAGUUUCUUUUUUAUUAGCAGCUAUUUAUAAAAUAUACAUAGAAUUUUAGAAUCAUCAUACAUAAUGCAAGAAAAUAUAAAAUAUUUAUAUAAAAAUUAUUGGUAUAUAUUUGCAUAGGUUUAUUCUUAUGAUUUCACUUUGUAAUAUCUUUAUACAUAAGGCUUUUAUAUUUAAUUACACACACACUUUAAUAUAUAAAAAUGAAAAUAAAAUAUAUGUAUGUAUGUAUGUAUGUAUCUACGAACGUAUGUAUGAUAAAAUAUAUU